CGGGUGGCGCGUGUGGCCGGCCGCCAUUCAAAAUUCAAAUCGAUGAGACAAGAAGUCGGCAGCCAAACUCGUUCGAUUUGUCGUGUGAGAGGAAUGGUGAUGCAUUCUGGUGCUGCGAAAUGGCGAAGGAGCUCAUUCAGAAAUCGGAGGUGACUCGAGAGGAUUGGGUGGAGAAGUGGUGCCGAACAAAUUCGGAAGAAGCUGACGAAUUAUCCGGUUAUUAACAAUCAUGUGACUGUAAAUAAAAUCUAUCUUUUUGGCAUCUUUCUUCGAAUUGUCGUCAGCUGGAUUCCGCAAUCGCGGAGGCGUUCUGAGUUGUGAUCGGAGAAGACGCCGAAAUUUUCUCGGACCAGAGAGAAUUUCGGCGUGGAUUGGAAGAAGGUUUGAGCCGAUUGCAGAUUUCCUGGUCUUGAAAUAAGUGACCGGUAGAUUUGAGUUCUAUCGAUCGGAGAUUCCAGCGUCCUCCGCUGCUUUUUCAAGACGAUCUGCCGGAGUUUAGAGUUCAGUGCCAAACACUGAAUCUCGCUGAGACGAGUUGCAAUUCGCAGUCGUUAUGGGUGGGAAAUACAAACUCAAGGAGGUGACUUAUUCUCUCGGGCCCGAUUCUUGGGAAGUGAUGAGGGGCUUGUGGAAAGGCGCCGGGUACAAAACCCAUAAGCGAAUUCAUGAGAACUGGGUCAGCGCCCUUACACUUCUCGUGCCGGUCAUCGGAAGUUACUGGUAUGCAGAGAACUACAGGGAGAAAGAGAAGCUGCAUCAUAGACACUGAUAUCGGCCACAGGCAGAAAAUCCUCGAUCAUUUCCGAAGAUGUUGACGCAGCAUUCUCGGAGGUGAAAUUGGAAGCAAUGCCAGGCUGAUGGCAUUCCACAUCUACAGCCACAAGAGGCUCUUUCUGACGGACAUGCAUAUUCCCUUGAAUAAAUGUAUCGAGGCAACCUUACAGACAUUGUCGAAAUCCGGCAUGCGAUAAUGACAUGAAGCGAAUAUUUCGCUUUACUUGUAGGUGGCCAGUCUUGUGCAUGCGAGUUUGGUUUCAUGUAUUAUAAGAUGAAGUAAAGGAUUCUGGUUCCUGGAAAUCAUGUGAACUAACAAAAAAUUUAUACAUAUUCUGAAACAUUUAGCAUAAGUCAUUAACACGUAAGAUAUAGGAAUCACGAAUAGUUAAAAAGCAUUCAACUAUUGAUGUAAGUUCUUUACCAUCCGUAAGAAGAAUACACGAAUUUUCCAUCGAAAAUUCUACUGGAUAAUAAGUUUUUCAGGAUUGAA
Messenger RNA from Marchantia polymorpha subsp. ruderalis, 1267 nucleotides. The record is from the annotation of a GenBank genome assembly. NCBI's taxonomy places the organism in Eukaryota, Viridiplantae, Streptophyta, Marchantiopsida, Marchantiales, Marchantiaceae.